This is a messenger RNA of Dinoponera quadriceps, 819 nucleotides long. RefSeq names its product glycine-rich cell wall structural protein-like. The transcript has 2 exons. Lineage: Eukaryota; Metazoa; Arthropoda; Insecta; Hymenoptera; Formicidae. The record is from RefSeq and is a predicted model, not a curated record. The coding region runs from base 1 to 819 and encodes 272 amino acids.
AUGCCGCUGAUUGGUACGAUGCAACUUCAGUGUGCACUCCCGAAGGCUACCAUGAGCACUUCGCAGAUCUUCGUGCUCCUCGCCCUCGUGGCGACGGUGGCACUCGCCACCGACAAGAAGUCCGACGGCAAAGCGGCGGUCGAUUCUAAGGACGCCAAGAGCAAGCGCGGCCUGGAACUGAGUCUCGGCCAUGGUGAUUUCGGCGGCGGCGGCGGAGGAUUCGGCGGCGGACACGAUUUCGGUGGCGGCGGCGGUGGAUUUGGACACGGCGGCGGCUUCGGCGGAGGAUUUGGCGGCGGCGGUGGUGGUGGUGGUGGUGGCGGCGGCGGCGGCGGCGGCGAUGGACGAAUCUCCGGCAUCACGAUCCACAGGGAGGUCUCCGUGCCGGUCCCGGUGCCUUACACCGUCGAGAGAAAUGUACCGGUAGCAGUACCAGUCGCCGUGAAGGUUCCGGUGGACCACCCGGUACCGUAUCAUGUACCAAAGCCUUACCCCGUCCCGGUGGAGAAGACCAUACAUGUCCCUGUGGAGAAACCGGUCCCGGUGCCCGUCAAGGUGCCCGUGAAGGUGCCUGUGAAGGUGCCCGUACCUUAUAGCGUACCUGUUAAAAUACCAUACACCGUGACCAAGGAAGUCCCCUACCCAGUCAAGGUCCCAGUGGUCGUUAAAGAGUCAUACCCUGUCGUGGUGCACGAGCACGGCGGUUUCGGCGGCGGCGGCGGCGGCGGCGGCGGUGGCUUCGGACACGGCGGUGGCUUCGGACACGGUGGCGGCUUCGGCGGCGGCGGUCACGAGAUCAGCUUCGACCUGCAUCACUGA